AAUGUGCACGGCAAUAAGCUAGCAAACCAAUGCUAGCAAACAUCACGCGCACACGUCAUAGUUGCGUCACGCUGGUCAAAAUCUCGCGAUGGUUGUUUGAACGAAUGGGCGGGCGGGAGUCGCGAGUAAGUUAAGCAGCGAUGGAUUCGGGGGAUGAGGACGUAUCUGCUCGGGUUUUGUUGCGGAGGGUGCUGCAUACGGAGUUACCCAGAUCGCCAGUUACCAGAAGUGUGACAAAUGUACGCCGUAGUGGGAGGUUUAAACACACACCUGGACUGGAGAGCCCUGGAGUCGCCCUGCGCCACAGACUCAAGCAGAAACUUCAUGAGAGCACCCAGUCACCUCUCCCUCCACCUAAACGACAGAGGUCAACAGGAGAGAAGACGAAUCCUCCGGCUGUCGCCACGCCGCCUCUGUAUGACGAUGACAUCACAACCCGUGGCCUGCUUAGGGGAAUCAUUCAGAUGGACACUGAUGCGUCUUUGCUGAUGUCGGGUCAGCCUGCGGUGCAGGAGGCGGAUCCACAUCAAGACUCCAGUGUUUCCAGCGCUGGAGAGAAAACUGAAGGUCUGUCUGGAGAGGAGCUGUCUGAUCUGACCCUACACACCGAGCCUCUGACGCAUGUUGUGAAGGGGCUGAGUCGCAGGAAAACGCAACGUGCCUUUAGCGUUUCUGCGUUUGAGAGACAGCUGGACGAGCUGCCAGACAAAUCUGUGGAGGAGGGCUCUGUCCCGCAGGAGAAACAGGAUGUAUCUCAGGAUUUGGAUUUCUCUGCUGGGUCUAAAAGUGGCCUGAACCUGACUUUAAAAACCCCGUUUGUGGAAAAGCAUACUGAGAGGGCGGGGCUCCAGCGGAAGGUGUCCAAUCGGAGGCUGCCUUCUGUGGAUGCGUUCGAUGAGGCAGUUCAGAAAUGCCUGGAGCAGGCCCCUCACCCAGAUCACUCUGAGGUUCAGGAUGGAAAAACUCUGGAAGAUUCUUCAUGGCAGAAGUUCACGCUUGGCCUAAAUGACGUCACAGAACUUUACGAACAACCUGCGGGGUCAAAUGUUCUGCAGAAAAAAGACGAGACCGUCGUACCAGAUGCUGAGAUGGAGAGGGAUGUUGAAAACGAGGAAGAGAGCGCUCUGGAGACAGUAGAAGAGGAAAGCCAAGAAAACAAACAGAAUUAUGUUGACGAAAUUCAAGAUGUUUUCGAUUCAGAAUCCGUAAUCCAAGAAAACCAUGACUGUGAUGUUGAAUUUGUAUCACGGGAAGAAGAGAUUGUGACUUCAUCCCGAGAAGCAGAAUACUGUGUGUCUGUGAGUCCUGAAGAUGACAUCAUGCUUGCUCCGACGCAGGCGAUGAUAGAGUCUGCUCCUGAACCUCAUGAUGUAGAGGAACACGAUCUAGAGACUGAGGAGGACAUUGGGGAAGAGAAUGUUCAAGAGGAUGCAGAUACGUCACAGGAUUUGGAGAGAAUAACACGCAGAGCUCACCGUUCAGAGGGUGGAGGUGCUGUCCUAGCAUUUCCACCAGGCCAGAGAGUCACAAAGAGUUUGGGGGCUGGAUUGAACCCCAGAGAGAAAGAUCUUCUGGAGUUUGGUAACAGGAGCAGAGAGGAUGUUCCUGAUGAAGAGGUGGAACAACAGGGCAGCCUUCUGUCCCCUCCGCUGUACCCCGCAGCAGAGGUCACCACUGAGCAAAGCUUACAGCAACCUGAGGCUACUCUGGAUGGAGAGGAUGUGCCGGUAGUUGAAGGGACAGAAUUGACCACAUCUGAGCAAAGAUCACAACAUGAGACUAGUCUGUCUGAAAAAGAGUUGCCGGAUACCGAAGAAGGCGAUCCCCAAGAGGUGGAAAACCAAUCAGAGGAUGAGGACAUGAUAGAUUGUGAGCCAGCCAAUCAAAGCCCUGAACUGCAUUCACCUGCUCAGAGUGAACAGGAAGAGGUGGAAGAGGAGGAGGAGGGGGACGAGGAAGAUGAUGAUGACGAUGCUCAUAGUGAAGAACUGUCCAUGAAAACUCCUGCUUUUGUGAAACAGAAGAGAAUGAUAGGAAAUGCUAGUGCUCAGGCCACACCCACAGUCCUUAAAGAACUGAGUUCUGGUCCCGCUCCUCAGGUUGUCAAACGACGCCCCAGACAGAAGCGUGAAAAGGGCUCUGAUGUUCUGCCCAAGAGUUAUGUCAUGAGCGUCUUUAAACAUUUCGCCAAAACGAAGGUGGCCAGUGACAUCUACCCUGCCAUCAAUGAAAUUCUGAAGAAAUACUAUGAACGACUAGCAGAUGAUCUGGAGGUUUAUGCAACUCACGCCAAACGUAAAACUAUUGAGAUGGAAGAUUUUGAGCUGCUCAUGAGAAGGCAGGGCUUUGUCACCGACAGCAUGCCUAUCAAUAUACUGAUAGAGAAAUAUCUUCCACUGGAGUAUCGCAAGCUUCUCAUUCCGGUGGCAACCAGCGGAAACAAAGUUGUCCCAAAUCGAAGGAGGUGAAAACACAAUGUCGCCCCAAGAAUUAAAGAAGAUGCAGCUUUGCAUACACGCAUGUGUUCAUGUAAAUAUAUUCUUACUUGGUUUAUUGCAAAUGUCCUUGUGUUCUAGAAAAAAGAUGUAUUGUGUAAUAUAUUGCUGCUGUUAAAAAAUAAAUUCUUUGUUCAUUGUCA
Triplophysa dalaica is the source of this 2638-nucleotide messenger RNA. It is a transcript of the gene cenpt, whose product is annotated as centromere protein T. The transcript is spliced from 14 exons. Gene Ontology annotation, molecular function: DNA binding; protein heterodimerization activity. NCBI's taxonomy places the organism in Eukaryota, Metazoa, Chordata, Actinopteri, Cypriniformes, Nemacheilidae. The record is from RefSeq and is a predicted model, not a curated record. Bases 141 to 2468 code for a protein of 775 amino acids. Gene Ontology annotation, cellular component: kinetochore. Gene Ontology annotation, biological process: chromosome segregation; kinetochore assembly; mitotic cell cycle.